Vigna unguiculata (cowpea) is the source of this 1695-nucleotide messenger RNA. RefSeq lists its product as uncharacterized. The record is from RefSeq and is a predicted model, not a curated record. Lineage: Eukaryota; Viridiplantae; Streptophyta; Magnoliopsida; Fabales; Fabaceae.
AUGUUAGGGGAGCCUGUAUUGGUGAAUGGAAAUGACAUUACAAAUAUAGAAAAUGAAGAUCCAAUGCAAAUAAUGAUAAAUAAUGCAUUUGGAUUAUUUGGCACAUGUACCAAUGAAAAGUCAUUUACAUCAUCAUUUGAACAUAGAGAUGAGGUUGAAGGAGACAUAUUGGAAUCACAACAUGGAGGAAAUAUUAUGCCUAAAGAUUUGUUUGAUUUACUUAAAGAUGGGGACCAACCACUCUAUGAUGGAUGCACAAAGUAUUCAAAGUUAUCUUUCUUGGUGAAAUUAUAUCACAUUAAAGUUUUGUGUCAAAUUAGCAACAAAGCAAUGGACAUGAUCCUUAAGUUGUUGCAUGAUUCUUUUAAACAUGCAAACAUCCCGUCAUCUAAUUAUGAUGCAAAGAAGCUCCUCAACAAGCUUGGCCUUCAUUAUACUAAAAUUCAUGCUUGUCUUAACGAUUGUAUGUUAUAUUGGGGAGAAGAUGAAGAUAAAGAGGAAUGCAAAACAUGUAAGAGUUCAAGAUGGAAGAAAAAGGGUCAUGAAACUACUAGUGAACACAAUUUGAUAAAUGAGAAGCAACACAAAAAAUUGUCAGCAAAAGUUUUACGGUACUUUCCGUUGAUCCCACGGUUGAAAAGGAUGUUUAUGUCUUCAAAGACAUCCAAGAGUAUGGUUUGGCACGCUGAGAAUAAUACCAAUGAUGGAUUGAUGAGGCACCCCAAAGAUUCACAGGCUUGGAAGACUUUUGAUCUAAAAUAUCCUGAUUUUGCUUCGGAUCCUCAAAAUGUACGAUUGGCCUUAACAAGUGAUGGUUUUAAUCCCUUUGGAUCCUUGAGCAAUAGUUAUAGUAUUUGGCCAUUGGUUCUCAUUCCAUACAACACUCCUCCAUGGAUGUGUAUGAAACAAACAAACUUUAUUCUCUCAAGCAUAAUUCCUGGAAAGCGAAUGCUAGGUAAUGACAUUGAUGUUUACAUGCAACCCCUUAUAACAGAGUUGAAAGAGUUAUGGGAAAAAGGAUGGAAUACUUAUACCGGCUUAGCUUGUCUAUCUUGCAAUUUUGAUGCAACUUCACUUCGUCUUCCAUUUAGUAAUAAAUGGUGUUUUGUGGGUCAUCGACGAUUUUUGUCUGGAGGACACAAAUUUCGAUUGAACCGAGUCCAAUUUAAUGGAAACAUUGAGGAUAGGGAUCCACCAAAACAAUUAUCUGGCUCAGAAAUUUUGGAACAAGUCAAGAAUAUUAACAUCACAUUUGGGAAGAAACCAAAAUCAUUAGAUAAACGAAAGAGAAAUUGUGGAAAAAGAACCACUACAUAUCAAACGCAACAAUGGAAGAAGAAAAGCAUAUUCUUUGAACUUCCAUAUUGGGAGUUUAAUUUGUUGCGACACAACUUGGAUGUGAUGCAUAUUGAAAAGAAUGUAUGUGACAAUAUAAUUUUCACAUUGGUAAAUGACAAAGACAAAAGAAAAGAUCAUGUUGAGGCUCGAAAAGACUUGCAAGCAAUGGGUAUAAGAAGAGAACUUUGGCCACAAAAUGAUGGGAAAAAGUUUCCCGCAGCUUUGUUUACACUACAAAAAGAAGAGAUAGACAUUUUGUUGUACACCUUGAAAAAUGUUAAGGUGCCAGAUGGAUAUUCAAGCAACAUUUCAAGAUGUGUUGAUAUAGAUCAAAGAAAGAUUUUUUAUAUCAACUAA